Molecule: messenger RNA, 990 nt
Organism: Botrytis cinerea B05.10
Lineage: Eukaryota; Fungi; Ascomycota; Leotiomycetes; Helotiales; Sclerotiniaceae
Exons: 1
Coding region: 180-797 (205 amino acids)
Source: RefSeq, a predicted model, not a curated record
GGUUACUCUAUCAUCCUGCCACUACAAAUUCCUCGUGAAUUUCACGUGACCAUGACCCAUCUUCGUGAAUCUCGGCAUGUCUGACUCACCCGAUGAGGCUUUCCAAUCCUCAUUUUCAAAUGAAGUAAACUUUUUCAACUCGAAUAAGAGUAGAAUCUACACAUCAGCAAAAAGAAAACAUGGUCUUCACGCCCACAAAACCGCCUCUUCUCCUGGUCAUCGACCUCCAUCAAAUUGAGGUCGAUCCGCCAUCUUCUUGGGGCCCACGCUCUACUCCCAAUCUCACUUCAAAUGUGUCCACGAUUAUCAAUGCCUUCCGCAAGCAAUCUUUUCCAGUUCUUCAUGUUCAUCACCACUCGCUCGACCCCAGCGAUGAAUUCUACCCAAUUGAGGCCAACGCUAGCUUCAUCGCACCACAUGCUUGCGCUGUUCCAUUACCGGAUGAGCUGAUUUUUAUCAAGAACACUGGAAGUGCAUUUGCAUCUAGUAAACUGAAGGAAACUCUACCGGAAUUACACUGUGGGGAUAGAGAGAUUGUGGUAAUUGGCAUGGAAGGUGCAAAAUGCGUCAACAGCACCGUGAGAGGUGCGAAGGAUCUAGGAUUAAACAUGGUGGUUGUCGUAGAUGCUUGUGCGUCUUUUGGGGUCGAUUACUUCAAGAGAGAGAAGGUAGGAGCAGAGGAAGUGCAUAAAGUAGCGAUGAGUAUCUUGGCUAGUUCCUAUGCUAGACUGGUUGAGACGGACGAUUUGGUUAGGGAAUUGGGAAAAUGGGACGGCACAGGCAGAAUUGACUCUUGAAUCAUGUCUAGGUCGGUGCUGGAGGAAGGCAUGAUAUUUGAUCUAUGACCUUUGAUUUAUAGCCACACACCUCUAGUUCGUCUUACCGUAUAACCAAACAUCUAUUAUCCCAGUAUCAGUAAAUGAUAAUAAGAAUGUGUAUCACAGAGUUCUGUAUAUAUAUAGUACUGCGAAUAUUGUAAUCGUUGAUCCA